Molecule: messenger RNA, 771 nt
Organism: Rhinocladiella mackenziei CBS 650.93
Lineage: Eukaryota; Fungi; Ascomycota; Eurotiomycetes; Chaetothyriales; Herpotrichiellaceae
Exons: 2
Coding region: 1-771 (256 amino acids)
Source: RefSeq, a predicted model, not a curated record
AUGGUUGACUACGUCUCACUCAUCGUAUCUAUCAUCUCUCUCAUCUCGGCGGCCUUAGCAGCUAGUAUCGCAAGCUGGGGACACAUCUACUCCUCCAAACGCGCACGCGUUGCCGAUGCCCGCAAAAUCGUCGAUAAGUAUCGCAACCCGUUGUUCAUUGCCGCCCUAGACCUUCAAUGCAACUUAUACCACCUCGCUCAAAACGAAAUUACACCCGAACCGGCGCAGUCGAUGUACACUUGCUUUGUAGUCGGACAAUACCUUUCCUGGUGGCAUAUCCUUCGACGUCAAGCGAAGUUUCUAUGCUCCUGCACUGAUGAGGUCAACGGACUCUUGAUCGAAAAGCUAUAUAAGAUCGAGGAAGAGUUUUUUGAUGACAAUUAUGGCAAGCCAUUUAUACUCUGGAAAUAUCAGCAGAUAGGUAUUGGAGAGGAAAUGACAGCUGAACGCGAUGAAGAUAAGGAAGUGUUUUGUAAGGGCUAUGCGACCUUUAAAAAAUUGUGGGAGGCGGAGGAGGCGGAGGAGGCGGAGGAGGCGGAGGUGAAGCAGGCGAAGGGCUCUUUUCGUCCAUGGUUUACGACCAUUAAAGAUGGCGUUGAGUUGCUUACACCACAUUCUAGGAACGACUCUACUGCUCUGAAGCACCACCUUCAACGCUUGCAGCACUUGCUACUUGACUUAAUGGCUGUUCUAUACAUCGAGCAAUUGGACGAGAAAUCCGGCGUGAAAAGAUUCAAGAGGGAACGGAGGACAGCUGGUGGAGGCGUGUGA